GCUCUGGGCAGGCCGGCUCUCCCACCACGCGGUGCCGGUCCCCAGUCUGACCGCCGACCGCCCGUCGAACCAGGGGGGCCGGUGUGACGCCAGAGGGGCCAGUGUGACGCGCUCGCGGCGUAUCGUGGCGCACCGGGAGUGCAUCGCUCUCGGGGCCGACCGUCGGACACCAGCCAGUGGCGCGCGGUGUGGGCGACGGUCAAGUGUGCGCUGGCGACGCGUUAGGAGUCGAGGCGAAUCAGGACCGAAUCCAGGAGCGGGACCUGCACCGAGAUCAGGAGCAGCGGUGGAGCUAGCGCCGACGCAGCACCAGCGGGACUGGGACCAGGGAGCGGCUCGGGACUAGGAGCAGCAGGACCAGGAGCCGCAGCGACAGUGAACAGGGUCCGCAGCUUCAGGCUCAGCAGCAGCAGCAGGAUCGGGACCAGGACCGGGAGCCGGACGACAGGGCGACAUGAACGGCACCAGGAGCCGCGAGCAGCGUGAGCAGAAGCCCAGCCGCGGCAGGGUCGUCGGCAGGGUUCGUCGCCGUGUGGUUGGAAACAAGUAUGAGCAUCUGUACAAGAUCCUCAUCAUCGGCGAGCUGGGCACCGGCAAGACGUCCAUCAUCAAGCGCUAUGUACACCAGUUCUUCUCGGCUCACUACCGAGCCACCAUCGGGGUCGACUUCGCGCUCAAGGUGCUCCACUGGGACUCCAACACCAUCGUGCGGCUGCAGCUGUGGGACAUUGCCGGUCAGGAGAGGUUUGGCUCAAUGACGCGUGUGUACUACAAGGAAGCGGUGGCGGCCUUCAUCGUGUUUGACGUCACGCGGUCCGUGACCUUCGACGCCGUCAUGAAGUGGAAGAACGACCUCGACGAGAAGGUUCAGCUGCCCAACGGUGACCCCGUGCCCUGCGUGCUGCUGGGAAACAAGUGUGACCUUCCGAAGGAGGGGCUGGCGGCCAGCCCUGACAAGGUCGCCGAGUGGGCACAGCAGCACGGCUUCGCCGGCUGGUUUCAGACCUCAGCCAAGGAGAACAACGGCAUCGAGGAGGCAGCCCGCUUUCUCGUCAGCAAGAUUCUGGCGCACGAGAAGAGCGGCAACCUGGGCGGGGAGGGGGACGACCCUGACGUGAUGGCCGUGCAGGACGGCGCCAGCUCCAACGGGAGCUGCAGCUGCUAGGGCCGACCUCAGCCGCUAGGGCCGCCCUAGCCUCGCCGGCGUCGGCGGUAACGCGGCGCCAGACCUCGUGGCCAGCCAGCGGGCUCAGCGCCGCUGGACGCAGGUGGCGGCACUGUCGCUCGCUCAACGCUGGCAGACACCAGCUGCCAGCAGGUGGCGCCAAGGUCGACCACAGAUGGGACCGCCCGCAGCUGCAGGUGGCACGAUUUUGCGGGUGGCAUCCAAAGGUGUCACCGUCAAGUGCGGAGCCGGCUGCAGUGACGGCGCUGCCGCGGUGCCUCUGUUCACUGUCUGUUGCGUAGCUGCCCACUCACCUCCCACGGGCCUGUUGCCAGUGGGCGGACGCCGCUGGUGCGCCUACCCUGACGGCAGCCAAACCAACUGCGUCUGUACGGGUGCCAGAGAGCUACAGGUGCUGGCCUGUGCGGGGAGAGUUCGGGA
Molecule: messenger RNA, 1606 nt
Organism: Pollicipes pollicipes
Lineage: Eukaryota; Metazoa; Arthropoda; Thecostraca; Pollicipedomorpha; Pollicipedidae
Product: ras-related protein Rab-38
Exons: 5
Coding region: 455-1165 (236 amino acids)
Biological process (GO): phagosome-lysosome fusion; endosome to lysosome transport
Cellular component (GO): phagocytic vesicle; late endosome; lysosome
Molecular function (GO): GTPase activity; GTP binding
Source: RefSeq, a predicted model, not a curated record